Molecule: messenger RNA, 1110 nt
Organism: Sporothrix brasiliensis 5110
Lineage: Eukaryota; Fungi; Ascomycota; Sordariomycetes; Ophiostomatales; Ophiostomataceae
Product: cyclin-like protein
Exons: 1
Coding region: 1-1110 (369 amino acids)
Biological process (GO): regulation of cyclin-dependent protein serine/threonine kinase activity
Cellular component (GO): cyclin-dependent protein kinase holoenzyme complex; nucleus
Molecular function (GO): cyclin-dependent protein serine/threonine kinase regulator activity; protein kinase binding
Source: RefSeq, a predicted model, not a curated record
AUGCCUGGAGGCGUUUGUGCCGUGCUCGACUACGAGGUCGAGCUGAUGGCCGAAUAUGUCGCCGAGAUGUCCACCCGCCUCGCCAUGGGCACGUCAAGAGCCCCUGACUCUUUCCGCAAGUUCAUCUCCCAGAUCUUGUCGUCCACCCGUCUGCCGCGCACGACCAUCCUGCUGGGCAUGAACUACUUUGCGAAGCGCAUCAACAUGAUGAACAUGAUGAGCUCCGGCCAGCUCACGCUCUCGGAGGGUCAUGUCUGGCGCCUGUUGACCGUGGCGCUGCUGCUUGGUAGCAAGUUCCUCGACGACAACACCUUCCAGAACCGCUCGUGGGCCGAUGUCAGCGGCAUCCCUGUUCGUGAGCUCAACAAGCUGGAGCGCGAGUGGAUGGACGCCAUUGGCUGGUGCCUGUACGUCAACCUCGACCGCAGCGAGGACUACACUGCCUGGAUCAACAGCUGGCGCGACUGGGAGGCUGGCAAGAAGCGCAUGCAGAGACUGGCUUCGAUGACCAUGCCCAUCGACACGGACUACGCCAACAACGUGGCCCGCCACAACAGCACCGUUGCCUACAACACAUGGCACCAGGAGCAGAUUGCCGAGUACGAGCGCCUGUCAAGAGUUAAGCGCAACGAGCAGGCCAUGCAGCAGAACUACCGUGCCCACGACCAGCAACCAUCAUGUUGGCCCUACCAGCCACACGCUGACCCAUGGUCUGGGGCUCCUCUGACGCCGCCCGACUCUGGCUACGGUACUCCCGACUACAUGAACUCGGCCGCUGCGAUGAACACGCAGUAUGACGAUUGGUUCAACCAGCAGGCACAGCAGGCUGCCAACCGCGCCGCUGCAAACGUCACAUACGGCGCCGCCGGCCGUCAUCACCAGCAGGCUCAGCCGUACCCCAUCUCCGCCAACCCCACGCCUUACCACUCCCGCAACGUCACGGCCAAGCUGCCCACGUACAACUUCUACGGUCACAACAUCUGGGAGAACAGUGUUGACAGCGCAGUGAACGGCAUGAACGGCAUGAACUGCAUGCCCCACGGCCACAUGGGCAAGCAGGCAUCCUAUUUUGGCGUCUCGCACCCCUAUGGCCAGCCUGUGAUGGGCUAA